Molecule: messenger RNA, 530 nt
Organism: Paramuricea clavata
Lineage: Eukaryota; Metazoa; Cnidaria; Anthozoa; Malacalcyonacea; Plexauridae
Source: the annotation of a GenBank genome assembly
AUGUCGGACACAGAACUGGGUCCUAGUGAAACACCAGAGGAGCCUAAAGCGGAUGAGGAAGUUAAACAAAAGCUAGUUCUAAUCGAGUUAAACCGACGUAAACGAGCCAGUAAACGUAGCACAACAAAAGCAAGGCAUCAUCUUGAGAAGUUAAUCGUUGAAAAGGCGGAGGUUGAUAUACAGGAACUGGAACAUCGUGUAGAGACACUGUGGCAAAUACUGGAAGAUACACAAGUUAUCAUGGAUGAAAUGUCUGCAUAUUUCAUGGAACAGAAAGAUUUCGAAAGUCAUAAGCUUGUGAUGCAAGAGUCGAAUGAGUUAGAGGGGAAUGUCAGAAGGUCAUUGAAAAGAUGCAGGCUGUUAUUGUUAAAUGUGCAUCAGAAAGCUGUGUGCUGAGUCCACCCAUACAGAAAACUGCCCCAAACACAGGGGGUGAAGCAGAAACCGAAGUCACAGAUAAUCAAGGGGUUUCCACUUCCGUAACUGGGGAUGAAGGUGAACUCGACAUAGCUGAUGACGUCACAAACUAG